AUGAAUCCUAACGGUAUGCUUGCAACAAUGAAUGGUGCAGCAGCAGCUGCUGCUGCAGCUGUAGGUCAUAGCGGAAGUGGAACCGGACCAAAUGGUACCGUUAAUGCAAAUGGUACCGGAGCUGGAAUAGGUGGCGGUGGUUGUGGUGGAACGGCUACAACAAAAAUUGCUGGACGACAACAUUGCUUCCUAUGCGACUUACCUCGUUGGCCAUGGGCUAUGUGCAAUGAUUACAUGGAACCUGUUUGUCGAGGCUGUGUCAACUAUGAAGGAGCUGAUCGGAUAGAAAAUGUAAUUGAGAAUGCACGCCAAUUGAAACGCGUUCACGGAUUUCCGGUAGGUGAAACUUCAACAACCAUUGCUAGCAGAAAUUUAUCGCAGAAAGAAUGUUUAAUGCAAGCCGGUGCGGGACGAUUUUCUCCAGCUGUGAACCGCGGUGUUAAUCCCGCUACAGUACCACCACCAACGGUUGCGCAACAUCAACAGCAACAACAGCAAGCAGUUGCUGCUGCAGCAGUUGCCGCUGCAGCACAAGCUCAAAUGCCACAAUUACCGCUAAAUCAACUAACCGAAGCUUUGGUACAACAACAACGGUUCAUUUCAUUGGCUGGUAGGCAACCUGGUCAAUUUACAGCCGAAGAUUUGCAUGCCUUGCAACAAUUGCAACGACCAAUUCAUCUUCAAAAUUCUCUUAUGCAACAUGGCCUUCCGAUGAGUGUAUUUCCAAAUUUGGUAACAAAUAGCGUAGCAAGCUUAUUACCACCAAAUGCAUCACUUGCUGCUGCUGUUGCAGCAUCACGGAAACGUGAUCAUGACUCAUCAGAUGAUAUCAAACCUGAUGUAUAUGGAAAAGUACAGCGUGGAGAUGCGCAAACAACUUCAGCAUCACCAACAUCAACACAUAGCCCAGAUCAUCCAAACAACAAUUCCUGUAAUAGACGAAGCUUCAGCAAUUCACAAAACAAUGAUCGAGUAGUGAAAUGUACUUUAUGCCAUGAACGCCUUGAAGAUACUCAUUUUGUGCAAUGCCCUUCAGUCUCAGGACACAAAUUCUGUUUUCCGUGCUCACGUGAAAGCAUUAAGAAACAGGGAAGUGCUCAGGAAGUAUACUGUCCAUCGGGUGAGAAAUGCCCAUUGGCUGGUUCACAUAUGCCAUGGGCAUUUAUGCAGGGUGAAAUUGCAACCAUAUUGGGCGAUGAUUUUGAACAAUUUAAAAAGGAACGAGAAGCAAAUAAUUCCACCGCUUCAGCACUCGUACAAAACAAUAACAAUCAGGCUGGUUCAAAUCAGAAUUCAACAUCUCAACAAAAUUCAUCACCAUCGGCUACAACAAGUAUCGCCUCUUCAACUGGUCAGAAUGGUGCCCCACCCGUUUCUGUACCUCAACAUAUCAAUCUUAAUUAG
Cercopithifilaria johnstoni is the source of this 1404-nucleotide messenger RNA. Lineage: Eukaryota; Metazoa; Nematoda; Chromadorea; Rhabditida; Onchocercidae. The record is from the annotation of a GenBank genome assembly.